AGCAAAUGGUAAUCAGGAGGCCUAAAGGGAUUGCUUGGAAUAGAGAUGUCAGCCAAACAACUACGUCAUGAUGCAAAGGGCCGAACUCGUAUCCUCCCCAUCUCAACGGGGGUUGGCUUCUCUCUGAUUUAAUGGGCGCUUACCCCUCCUAACCCUACUUCUGCUCCGCCCUACCAACAAUAUGUUUAUCUUGGCAAAGUUCGAAUCUCUAGUGAAUCUUGAUCAUCUCCUGGUCUGAAAGUAUACUAGUAUUCCCACUUGCGUCCAUAAAUCUCACGUAGGCUGGGACAUGCCGCACGAUAGCGUGUACUAUCGGCUGCGAAUGUGGGUAUCUCCGGAGUACGUGCUGGAAACCUUUUGUGUGUGUUACCAAGUAUCGUUUGUUUCUUCCCUGUCGAUCUUGAUAUCGAACUCCGAGCGGUGCGACGUUUCUGUUUCUGCCGUCCGGAACGUUUCUAUAUAACUCACGCAUGACACAUAUUGGCGGCCUGAUUGGUAUUCUCGGUCGUCUGGGCGUGUUUCAUUUGGCUCGAACCAUCGGGAUCCCGCAUGGCUCGUUGUACCAACACGUGUUGGAUGGUCGCUCGUCGACACGUAGGCUAUCUCUAUUCCCAUAUAAGCCGGCCUCAUCAUACCGUGAGCUGCGCGCUAGAGGCGUAUAUGGAAUGUCUCGGCCAACGGAUAGGUACAUAGAUUAUGACUCGAGAGCCGCUGGCGAAUCAGAUACAUGGAACACUGGGUACUAGUGGGGUACUGAUGAAGAAAUCCGGUAAUACAUAGUGCUCCGGGUUAACACACGGGGUACUGUUUUGCGAUCGAUCAGGAAAUUUUUUCAGAAUAGGAUAACAGGAGGGUUUGUCAGGUACCCAGUGGCGAAGCUAGGACUACCUAGGCCAAGGGCAGACAGCAGCGCAGUUGGGGGGGGAAAGGGCAGUGACUGUAUCGACAGUACUAAUAAAUUGAAUUACACCCGUCUCGGUCUGUCUCAUGCCGUACUGGAUGCGUUCGCAUGUCGGACGGAGCAACCGAGUCAUAGUCUAUUACUUAAGCAGAUAUAUAAGGCGUGGCAGUCAGCCUA
Molecule: messenger RNA, 1078 nt
Organism: Desarmillaria tabescens
Lineage: Eukaryota; Fungi; Basidiomycota; Agaricomycetes; Agaricales; Physalacriaceae
Exons: 1
Coding region: 471-746 (91 amino acids)
Source: RefSeq, a predicted model, not a curated record